Acomys russatus (golden spiny mouse) is the source of this 1188-nucleotide messenger RNA. It is a transcript of the gene Tp53, whose product is annotated as tumor protein p53. Gene Ontology annotation, cellular component: nucleus. The transcript is spliced from 9 exons. Gene Ontology annotation, molecular function: DNA-binding transcription factor activity, RNA polymerase II-specific; protein binding; RNA polymerase II cis-regulatory region sequence-specific DNA binding. Bases 16 to 1188 code for a protein of 390 amino acids. Gene Ontology annotation, biological process: apoptotic process; protein tetramerization; regulation of transcription by RNA polymerase II. The record is from RefSeq and is a predicted model, not a curated record. NCBI's taxonomy places the organism in Eukaryota, Metazoa, Chordata, Mammalia, Rodentia, Muridae.
UUCUUGGAUACAGCCAUGGAGGAACCACAGUCGGAUCUCAGCAUUGAGCCCCCUCUGAGUCAGGAGACAUUUUCAAACUUGUGGAAACUUUCUUCUCUGGCCCGUCCGCAGUCCAAAUUGCUGCCAUCGGACCCCAUGGGAGAUCUCCUGUUCCAGGACGUUAACUGGCUAGAUGGCCCAGGUGAAGCCACCCAGGUGGCCACAGCUCCUUCGGCAGAGGACCCUGUCACCGAGGCUCCCGCACCAGUGGCCCCUGCACCAAUCAUUCCCUGGCCUCUGUCGUCUUUUGUCCCCUCCCAGAAAGCUUUCGAGGGCAGCUAUGGUUUUCAUCUGGGCUUCCUGCACUCGGGGACAGCCAAGUCUGUCACGUGCACGUACUCCCCUUCCCUCAAUAAGCUGUUCUGCCAGCUGGCCAAGACGUGCCCCGUGCAGCUGUGGGUCAGCUCCCCACCGCCUCCCGGCACCCGUGUGCGGGCCAUGGCCAUUUACAAGAACUCACAACACAUGACAGAGGUUGUAAGGCGCUGCCCUCACCACGAGCGCUCCUCUGAUGGCGACGGGCUGGCUCCUCCCCAGCAUCUUAUCCGAGUGGAAGGCAACUUGUAUGCUGAAUACAUGGAUGACAGGCAGACUUUUCGGCACAGUGUGGUGGUACCAUAUGAAUCACCUGAGCUGGGCUCUGACUGUACCACCAUCCACUACAACUACAUGUGUAAUAGCUCCUGCAUGGGGGGCAUGAACCGCCGGCCCAUCCUGACCAUCAUCACACUGGAAGACGCCAGUGGGAACCUGCUGGGUCGGGGCAGCUUUGAGGUCCGCAUUUGUGCCUGCCCUGGGAGAGACCGUCGGACAGAGGAAGAGAAUUUCCGUAAGAGAGAAGGCUGCUCCGAGCUAUCCCAAGGGAGCAGUAAGCGAGCACUGCCCACCAACGGGAACACGUCUCCCCAGCCAAAGAGAAAACCACUUGAUGGAGAGUAUUUCACCCUUAAGGUCCGGGGCCAUAGACGCUUCGAGUUCUUCCGAGAGCUGAAUGAGGCCUUGGAACUGAAGGAUGCUCACGCUGCUGCUGCUGCGGAGGAGUCGGGAGGCAGCGGCGCUCACUCCAGCAUCUUGAAGACCAAGAAGGACAAGUCCACCUCCACUCGCAAGAAUCUCAAGAUCAAGAAAAAGGAGCCUGACUCAGACUGA